Molecule: messenger RNA, 2040 nt
Organism: Zea mays
Lineage: Eukaryota; Viridiplantae; Streptophyta; Magnoliopsida; Poales; Poaceae
Product: polygalacturonase At1g48100
Exons: 3
Coding region: 302-1786 (494 amino acids)
Biological process (GO): carbohydrate metabolic process
Molecular function (GO): polygalacturonase activity
Source: RefSeq, a predicted model, not a curated record
GGCCAAGAGCAGCCACAGAACAAGUCUCUGCUGGUGAGGCCUCCACUACCGCCAGCACCACCACACCGCCCUCCUCCCCCUCCUGUUCUCUGUUCCCGCGCACAGCGCCCCCGUGCUCUCGGCCUCGGCCUCGGCCUCUCGCGCGCGCCACCUAUAAAUCCGUUUGCUCGCACUCGCCACCAUCUCCAACCCAACCACUGCAUCUCCGGCACCAGCAGUCUAGCUAGCUAGCUAGCUCGUUUGCUAUAGCUUGCCAGAUCCCCGUGACCAGCCGUAGCACACUCGCUGCCCUGUUAAUAUAAUGGAGUUCACCGUCGUCAGGACCGCCAUUGUUCUGCUUCUUUCGCUCGCCGUCUCCUCGACCUUCCUCUGCGGAGGCGUCCAGGGCGGCCGCCACUACCACUACCACCACACCACGCACACAAAGCACAACACCGCGCACCCACCGUCCGCCCACGCUCCGGGCCCAGCGAGCGGGAGGCGGCUACCCCCCGUCUCCCCGCCGCCGUCGGACUCGAGCGGCUACCCGACGCCUGGCGCCGCGCCGGAGCCAGCGCCGGCCCCCGCGGCAGCCGGCACCAUGUACGACGUCGUCAAGGACUUCGGCGCCGUCGGGGACGGCGUGACGGACGACACCGACGCCCUCAAGACCGCGUGGGACACCGCGUGCCAGGACGACGGGGACAGCGUCGUGCUCGCCGCCGCCGGGUACUCGUUUCUCGUGCACACCACCGUCUUCACCGGCCCGUGCCAGGGGAGCGUCACGAUUCAGCUCGACGGGGCGAUCGUGGCGCCGAGCGACCCCGACACGUGGCCGGCCAACAGCAAGCGCAACUGGCUGCUGUUCUACCAGGCCCACGGCAUGUCGCUGCAGGGCGCCGGCCUCAUCGACGGCAGGGGCCAGAAGUGGUGGGAGCUCCCCUGCAAGUCUCACAAGGGCCAGGGUGGAUCAAGCGGCCACGGUGCAUCCUGCGACAGCCCAGUGGCGCUGAGGUUUUUCAUGACCAACAACGUGACGGUACAAGGCCUCAAGGUGCAGAACAGCCCCGAGUUCCACAUCCGGUUCGACAGCUGCUGCGGCGUGGUCGCCAGCGGCCUGUCCAUCAGCUCCCCGGCGCUGAGCCCCAACACGGACGGCAUCCACGUCGAGAACACCGAGGACGUCCUCAUCACCAACACCGCCGUCUCCAACGGCGACGACUGCGUCUCCAUCGGCGCCGGCACCCGCAACAUGCACGUCGAGAACGUCACCUGCGGGCCCGGCGGCCACGGCAUCAGCAUCGGGAGCCUGGGCAAGCAGGGCUCGCGGGCGUGCGUGGCAAACGUCACGGUGCGCAACGCGGUCAUCCGCCACUCGGACAACGGCGUCCGGAUCAAGACGUGGCAGGGCGGCUCCGGCGCCGUCUCCUCCGUCUCCUUCGAGAACGUGCGCAUGGACGCCGUGCGCAACCCCAUCAUCAUCGACCAGUACUACUGCCUCUCCAAGAGCUGCGACAACGCCACCUCCGCGGUCUUCGUCUCCGGCGUCUCCUACGCCGGCAUCCGGGGCACCUACGACCCGCGCACCACGCCCAUCCACUUCGGAUGCAGCGACGCCGUGCCGUGCACCAACAUCACGCUCUCCGACGUCGAGCUUCUCCCCGCGUCCGGCGACAGUACCAUCGACAACCCCUUCUGCUGGAACGUGUACGGCAGCACCGCCACGCCCACGGUGCCGCCGGUGCCAUGCCUCAUAGAAGGCGUGCCCAGGAGAGUCGACGAUAACAGCACCCUCAAAUGCUACUAGAUAGCAGCUAGUGAUCGAUGAACGUCCUAUACAUAUGCAUCCGGCCUGCUACUACUUGUUUAUUAGAAGGAGAUGAGGCAGACGAACAGACAAAAGUAAUUAAGAUUAGUGCAGAUAAAAGGAGUUCAACGCGUAAUUGCUUAUGUAUGUAGAGAAAAAGAUGGAAAUGUAAUAGUAGUACUAACAAGUCAUUUGUGUAAGAACUAUACAUAUAGUGUUACCGGAAUAUAUACAAUGUUUUCAACUUUGGUAUU